Aspergillus tanneri is the source of this 1290-nucleotide messenger RNA. RefSeq names its product Inositol-pentakisphosphate 2-kinase (gene IPK1). Lineage: Eukaryota; Fungi; Ascomycota; Eurotiomycetes; Eurotiales; Aspergillaceae. The record is from RefSeq and is a predicted model, not a curated record. Gene Ontology annotation, cellular component: nucleus. The transcript is spliced from 3 exons. The annotation marks the transcript as partial. Gene Ontology annotation, molecular function: inositol-1,3,4,5,6-pentakisphosphate 2-kinase activity; ATP binding; oxidoreductase activity. Gene Ontology annotation, biological process: inositol phosphate biosynthetic process.
AUGACUAAACCCAAUUUUCUAGAGCUUCCGCUCGGAGCUCAACUUGUUUACCUCGCAGAAGGCGGUGCGAAUGUCAUCUACAGGAUUAUAUCGAUAUCGGGGGCUUCAGCUGUUGGGUCUAAGAAGACCGUGCCUUGUGGGACCGAUUCUCUCUAUGUACCUCCCGAAUUCAAAGGCAAGUUGCUGCGACUCCGCAAGGAUACAGCGUCGGGAAUUCCUUACCAGGAAAUUGCCCGAAAUUUUGACAGGACCAUCCGCCCCCUAUUUAAGCAAGAUGAACUGGUCGAUCAGGAGCUUGUGUAUCUCCCAAGAGGGCUCGUCCAACAGUGCAAUGAUCAAUUGCAUGCGGCCGAGGUACACGGCAGGCGUCCAAAACGGCGGCAUGGCGUCUAUCUUUCUGUCACCGAACCAUUCGGUCUCUUGAUCACGGAUAUGACCGUCUUCGAUAGUCCUGGUACGGUCCUUGCUGAGCUGAAGCCCAAGUGGCUUCUUCAGUCACCCUCUGCACCAGCAAAUAGUCGCAGGUGUCGCACCUGUUCUCUACGCGAAAUGAAAAACCAUGACGCUCGCAGAGCCGGAAGGCCAGAGGAACGUUCAUUCUGUCCCCUGGACCUUGUGUCUGAUAGAUUUGAGAAUGUUAUGCGGGCGGCAAAAUUGGUUAAAGGUUGCAAAGAUCAGCUGCGACUAGCAAAAGUGCUUUAUCGGAAUAGCACGUUGCAGACCCUUCUCGGGCACCAAAAAGUCGCGCGAGAUGUAGGGCUCCUCGGACCUCCGCCGCAAUCCCGAGAAAAGUCACUGGCAAUGACCUUGAGGGACUGCACGAUGUUCAUUAAGAUGCCACCUGAUGACGGCGAUGCUGUUGAGAUACGCCUUGGUGACCUUGAUCUGAAGACGGGGGCUGGGGGCAAAGCACAAUAUUGGGUUGACCUGGAGAACCAGCUGAUUACCGAAGGUUGGUACAUGGGAUGUACGACCUGUGCACAUGCCAGCGAAUACACAUUUGUCGAGCUGGCCCAGGCACGACGAACCAUCUACAAGCUCGGUAAUGACAGUCCCGUCCCGGACUCCAAGAUCGAAGACCUAGUUCACGCAGCUAUCCUGAACGUCCCAAGCGCUUUCAACACCCAGUCCACAAGACUACUGGUGCUGUUGCACGGUGAACACGAACGGCUCUGGGACGUGGUGAUUCAGAUCUUUGAGGGUCUGGUGAAUUCCGGCGCUGUGCCUGAGACAACGUGGAGGAAUCAGACUUUGCCGAAGUUGUUGGGUAUAAAAGGGGGUGUUGGGACU